Cyclopterus lumpus (lumpfish) is the source of this 3774-nucleotide messenger RNA. It is a transcript of the gene adck5, whose product is annotated as aarF domain containing kinase 5. NCBI's taxonomy places the organism in Eukaryota, Metazoa, Chordata, Actinopteri, Perciformes, Cyclopteridae. The record is from RefSeq and is a predicted model, not a curated record. The transcript has 14 exons. The coding region runs from base 1440 to 3188 and encodes 582 amino acids.
UCAUGAAUUAUUUGGAGUGUUUUUUUGUGCGUUUCAGACGUUUCUUUUUUUUUGUGUGUCAGUGGACAACCUUUAAUUUGAAGGUCACUCUACGUUUCCGGUUGGCUCUGAGUAAUUGUGACCUCUGACAGCAAUAGAUAGUUACUUUAUUAAUACCGCAAAUGGAAAUUGUUUCGCUAAAGCAGACUUCAUACAAACAAGUAACGCAAUAUUAAUCAUAAAAAUGCACAAUAUAUACAAAAUAUAGAAUAGAAUAAUAUUAAACUAACAAAAUAAUAGUGCUAGAUGUAAACAAACAAACAAACACACACCAGUGUAACUGUGAUAUGGUUGUGUGACCUAAUUGUCCAGAGGUGAUUUAUUAUAAAUUAUUUUUUAAAUAGGUACCUAGAAACUAACAUACUAUAUUAUAAAGAUAAAUCCCAACACGAUCUGUUUAAAGGACAAAAUCCACUCAAGCCAUAUCUCUUUACUUAUGUUUUAUUACAACUUCCCAUACGCCUUUAGAUGAGGACUUUUGAGCACAUAGAGACCUAUAACUAACUGAUGUAAGAUGAUGUAACCUACAAAUAAUAAUCUCACGUGUCAGUUAUUUGCCUACAGCAUGUGCUUUAACGUGCAUUUAAAUGGAUUAUCUGCCCUAAGUGAGGCAAAUUAUAUUUAUAUAUAAAAAUAUAUUGACUGUAACCGACAUCACGCUCAUGCCAUUAUUUAGUGUGCUUGUGUCCUCUCGGUUACUGUCAGUGAUUAACUCUACAGGUUGUAGUCGGGACAGUUGGAGGAGGAGAAGAAGGAGACGAAUAUCAAUAAUUCGUCGAACCAAUGGCUAUAAUCGUAUAAUGACGGGUCCUCCUACCAGAGAGUCCGCCAUCAAGAAAGAUAUCUGCCCAGUCCGCAUGUCAACACGCGUCGUACUUUACGUACUCCAACGAACAUUUCUUGCGUUCCCAGCGAACAAAAAAAAUCUGCACCUCCAAAACGGUCAGAGGCAGUGAAUGGUGGACUUCAUUUUCUGGAUGUCUGGACAGAAAAAAGAAAAUUAUGGAAGUCCAUUGAUGACUGUGAUGAAAAAAUAAGGAUGACUUACUAUCUCAUAAUUAUGACCAACUAUCUCAUCAUUAUGACCUACUAUCUCAUCAUGAUGACUUAACAUUUCAUAUUUUUUUACUUACUAUUUCAUGGGCGCACAUAGAAAAUAGACAGACCUUAUGAGCAAUAAUAAAGAUCCCAAAUGAUGGCCAACGAACAAGAUUAAAGCGAAACCGGAAGUAAGGAGGUGGGAGUGAGCCCUCCCGGUCUAUCGUCCUUCGUCUUCGGCUAGCCCCGCCCCUUGGCAAGGGGCGUCACCAGUGGUCGAGUGACGUUGCCCACCGGAAAGGGCACUUUGGAUGUGAAAUAAUCACCGCGAGCGGACGCUAUUUUUUAUUACUCCAGGAAACAUGACAGCGGAGACCACGCGAGGGUUACGGUUGUGUCUGCGUCACGUGGCUCUGCUCCGAAGACGGCCGCAACCCGGCGCCUCGCUCCAAAGAAACAGACCCUUCGGUUCCCUGAGGUACCCCGAAAACAGCGAGCGCCGGGGUCUGUUGUGGAAGACGCUCGUCGGCGCCUCCGUCGGCGUCCCCGUGGCGGUGGGGGUCCAGUACGCCGCGUCCGAACCCAGAGACCGGAGGAGGAUGAAGAUUCUGAUCCAGGGUUUCGGACGCUUCUGCAGAUCUCUCUCCGUGGGAAUGUUCAUCUCCGUGGAUUACUGGUGGACCACGAACGUGGCUCUUCGCGGCCGAGAUGAGAGCAGCCCAUCCUACUUGGCCGAGAUGUCCGCCUGCCACCAAAGGGCGGCGGAGCGCAUGGUGGAAGGAGCCCUGAGCAACGGGGGCAUCUACAUCAAACUGGGCCAAGGUCUGUGUUCGUUCAACCACCUGCUGCCCCCCGAGUACAUCCGCACGCUGCAAAUACUGGAAGACAAGGCCUUGAACCGGAGGUACAAAGAGGUGGACGCUCUCUUCCAGGAAGACUUCAAGAAAACCCCCAAGCAGCUUUUUAAGGAGUUCGACUACGAGCCCAUCGCCGCCGCCAGCCUGGCCCAGGUCCACAAGGCCGAGCUGUUCGACGGGACACCCGUCGCCGUGAAGGUGCAGUACAUUGACCUCAGGGAUCGGUUCGAUGGCGACAUCAGGACAUUGGAGAUCCUGCUGGAUGUCGUGAAAUUCAUGCACCCCAGCUUUGGAUUCCGAUGGGUUCUUAAGGACUUGAAGGGCACACUCGGUCAAGAGCUGGACUUUGAGAACGAGGCCAAGAAUUCCGAGAGGUGUGCGGAGGAGCUGAAACACUUCAGCUUUGUUGUGGUACCCAAAGUCUUCUGGGAGCAAACCAGUAAGCGAGUGUUGACGGCGGAGUUUUGCAUCGGGUGCAAAAUCAACAACGUGGAAGAAAUUAAAAGACAAGGAUUGAGCCUGAAAGACACCGCGGACAAGCUGAUCCGAACAUUCUCCGAGCAAAUAUUCUACACCGGUUUUAUCCACGCCGACCCCCACCCUGGAAACGUUCUCGUGAGACGAGGUCCUGACAACAAGGCAGAGUUGGUCCUCUUGGACCACGGCUUGUACGAGUUCCUCAGCCAGUGUGACAGAGUGGCCCUGUGUAAACUGUGGCGCGCCGUCGUCCUGAGAGAGGAGGCGGCGAUGGAGAAGUACUCCAAAGCACUCGGCGUCAAAGAGUACUUCCUCUUCUGCGAGAUGCUGCUGCAGCGGCCCAUCAACAUGCGCGAGCUGGGCCUGUCCAACGUCCUGAGUCGGGAGGAGACGACCUACAUGCGCCAGAUGGCCAGCGACCGCUUCGACAGCAUCAUGCAGGUGCUGAAGUCGAUGCCGCGGCCCAUGCUGCUCGUGUUCCGCAACAUCAACACGGUGCGAAGCAUCAACAUCGCGCUGGGGGCGCCGGUGGACCGCUACUUCGUCAUGGCCAAGAGUGCGGUGCGAGGCUGGGGGAAGAUCCAGGCGGCGAGGACGGGGAUCCUGCCCCGGCUCUGGGUGUUCCGCUGGGCGAGGAUGACGUGGGAGGGCCUCAAGUUCGAACUGGCUUUGAGAUGGGAGAUGGCGGCGAUGAGUGCGACGCGCUCCUUCCUGGGCCUGCUGUCGUACUUCGGCCUGGUGUCUCUGGACGCCGAGAUGUACGAGUACCUGCGGUAGUGAACGCCUCGCUACGGAGGAGGAGCGAUUCCACGCGCACGUCGAUGCACCCCCCCCCCCCCCCCCCGCGCUCUAAGAGCUGCUGCUCACAUGCAUGAACCUGGAUUCUGGUUCCAGACACAAGUCCUUUUUUUUUUUUUUUUCAGAACGGGUGAGAACCAGAGUUGUAGAACCUCACAGCCUAUUGUAAGGCUUUUUUUUAAAUUGAAAGAUCAUAUAUAUUUUUUGGGUGUUUUACCUCCUUUUCAGUGUUUUAGCUAUGGACAUUUCAAGCUGCGGAUUAUGUUUUGAAGAAAUAUUCCCGGAGCCAUUGAGUCAGCGUGUUGUCCGAGCGACGUGUAAACGUGCCUUUUUUUCGCCCAUUUAAAAAACAAACAAGACGCACAAACAAGACGCACAAACAAACGCGCUCCAAGUGGGACAAGCUGCAGCUUUGAUGACGGCGACGCAGACGAUAAUUUAUAUUUGUGUUGGUGUUUUGGACCCAUUUCUUCUGAGUUCAGCACAGAGUCCAAAAAAGAACAGCCACCUAACCAAAUGCAUUUUAAAUUAUUUUAACCAUGUCAAUAAAAUGUUCUACCUCCUC